UUGUCAAGAAGCCCAACCCCACAUUUCCCAAAUAUCCCCCAGUGCGUGUGUGCGCGCGCUUCCUGCCGAGCAUUGACUGCGUUCUCCUGCCAAUAGACUUCGCGGUGAAUGCGCCCCGGUCUUUAUGACGCGCUCCGCUCACGUUUGAGGAGAACCCCCCCUCCCCCCCAAUUCUGACUUCAGGUAGACCACUGUAGUCCAGACAAAGGACACGCGCCAGUCCCCAAGUUAAUCGCUCGUGCCUUUAUGACGCGUCGAUCUGGAUUCCAGAAUGACUCUAUAGAACGCGUCUCGAUUCGAAUUCAGCUGGAACGCGAGAGAAAUGGACAUCGGGAUUUUCGUUUUCCUGCAGUUUUAGACCCUUGUAAUUAAAUACUCGAUCUUCUUCACCAUAUUACGUCAAGGAGGAAUAAACGGUCUACUAAACGGACGGACCGGGGCGCAACAAUCGGACGCUUUCUUUGAGAAGAAGAACAGCGAUAUUAUUCGAGCGAACGAAUUCGUGACUGUCCUCGCGCAGAGAAGCCCUCGCUUUAACCAUGCAGUUUCGGACAGUUUUGGAUGUCAAAGUCGUGGAUGUGGAGAAGAGGAGGCAUCCAUCCAAACAUUACGUGUAUCUCAUCAAUGUCACAUACUCUGACUCCACGUCCCACAUCAUCUACAGAAGAUACAGUAAAUUCUUUGACCUUCAGAUGCAGAUUCUCGACAAGUUCCCAAUCGAGGGAGGGCAGAAGGAUCCCAAAAAGAGGAUCAUCCCUUUUCUUCCAGGCAAAAUACUAUUCCGACGAAGUCAUGUAAGAGACGUGGCCAUGAAAAGACUACGCUUUAUUGAUGACUAUUGCAGAGCACUGGUCCGGCUUCCGCCCCAGAUCUCGCAGAGUGAGGAAGUUCUGCGCUUCUUUGAGACCAAACCAGAUGACAUCAACCCUCCUGUAGAGGAUUAUGGAUCCAAACGCAAGUCAGUUUGGAUGUAUGGCCUUCAGGACAGUCCAACCAAGUCUGAGGCCUCAGGACUGGACAGCAGUGAGCCCAUGGUGCUUGAGCAGUAUGUGGUGGUGGCCAACUACGAACGUCAGGAGAACUCUGAAAUCAGCCUGAAAGCUGGAGAAACGGUAGACGUGAUCGAGAAGAGCGAAAGCGGCUGGUGGUUUGUCAGCACAGCUGAAGAACAGGGCUGGGUUCCUGCCACGUACCUGGACUCUCAGAGCGGCACCAGAGAUGAUCUGGACCUGGGAACAUCUAGAUCAGGAGAAGUUACUAAGAGACGUAAGGCUCAUCUGAAGAGGCUGGACCGCAGAUGGACACUAGGGGGAAUAGUCAAUCGCCAACAGAGUCGAGAGGAGAAAUAUGUCACUGUUCAAGCGUAUGCCAGUCAGGGGAAGGAUGAGAUCGGGUUCGAGAAAGGAGUAACCGUGGAGGUGAUCCAGAAGAACCUGGAGGGUUGGUGGUACAUCAGGUAUCAGGGUAAGGAGGGCUGGGCCCCAGCCUCAUACCUGAAGAAACUCAAAGAUGACCUUUCCCCAAGGAAGAAGACUCUGUCUGGCCCUGUGGAGAUCAUCGGAAACAUAAUGGAGAUCAGUAAUCUCCUCAACAAGAAGGCUGUCAGCGAGAAGGACAUUCAGACCGAUGGAGAACCCACCACCCCCGAGCGCCACAUUUCCAAGAGUGAGAUCAGUCUACCUAUCCCAUAUGCCCCAGAGGCUGGAGUGGCACCCGCAGUCAACACUGGGCUUGGUAUGGGGUCUGGAUCUAGCGCCGCCCUGCAGGAGAACAAGAGCAGGGCAGAGCCGGGGUCACCUGCUAUAGCCCGAGUAGCACCACACAGAGUCGAGAUAGGAUUUGAAGCCAUAGGCUCUCCAAACCUCAGGCAGAAACCUCCUCCUCGAAGAGAGACAAAUCUGGCUUUCCAGAUGCCCAAACCUCCAGAGCCCCCUACUGUGGAAGCGGAGUACUACACCAUAGCAGAGUUUCAAUCCAGUAUCUCAGAUGGCAUCAGCUUCCGUGGAGGACAAAAGGCUGAUGUCAUAGAGAAGAACUCUGGUGGAUGGUGGUAUGUCCAGAUCGGGGAUAUGGAGGGUUGGGCACCCUGCUCCUAUAUUGAUAAACGCAAGAAGCCCAACCUGAGCCGGCGAACCAGCACGCUCACCCGCCCCAAAGUUCCGCCCCCUGCUCCGCCAGUCAAAAAGGAUCCUGAGGAAUCAUCUUCUCUGGGCGGCUCAGCCUCCAAAGCGCCAGAAUCCCCCAGUCAGCGUGUCUACGAAGAGCCGGAAUAUGACAUUCCCGCCCUUGGCUUUGACGAUUUGGACUCUAAAGGUUCUCCAAAACCAGAACCUCGAAAGUUUGAAAUCAAAAGCAAUCCAUUGGCUGCCGAGAGAAUCGCACAGGCCGGCAAAGCAUCACCUUUAUUAAAGGUAAUGACCUCUCCCUUGAGGAAAAGAAACUCAUUGGAGAAUAUCAAUAAGGAGGAGGUGAUUUAUGAGAAUGAAGGAUUUAGGUUCUCCUCCGAUGACUUUGCCUCUCCUAGAGACUCCAGUGGUUGUGAUUCGGACACCCAAAGGAGUCUCACUUUGGGUCAUAAACCUCUCAGCUCCUCUUCCUCUCAUGGAGGAGUGAGGCCCCUCCGCAAGGUACCCCCGGAUAUAAGUCGAAGUCAUUCACUUGGUCGUGCAGAGAGACACAGUCCCAGGUCGUCAUCAGACGAAUCAGGUCGCAAUCCCAAAAGAGAACCAGUCAUGCGUAAAGAUGUAGAAAUUCGGAUUGGUCAGAGUCCCUUGGUCAGGCCCAAACCAGUGGUGCGCCCCAAACCUCUCCUUACAAAGUCAGAGCCACAAAGUCCAGAAAGAAUGGACAUCAGCAGCUUACGCCGGCAGCUGCGUCCCACAGGCAGUCUCCGGCAAGGACCGGUCCGUGCGGUACGUGGUGGUGAGGAUUCCGAGACGACUUCAAUUGUGUCCUCUGAGGACUCCAUUUCCACAAGGAGCACCUCGGAUCUCUCAAGCGUAUAUUCCAAGGGCAGCCGAGGUGGGGAAUCAGACCACGAGAGUGCAUUCUACAGAACCACAGAUGCCUAUGAACGAGCCCAGGAGUCAGAGCUUAGCUUCCCAGCUGGUGUCGAGGUGGAGGUGCUGGAAAAGCAGGAAAGUGGAUGGUGGUUUGUUCGUUGGGGUGAAGAAGAGGGUUGGGCACCUACUUUCUACCUGGAGUCAGUCAGACAUCCCAAUGAUGUUGGUGUUAAAGAGGUCCGUGAUUGUCCUCUUGUUGAUCUCUGUGGCACCAACAAGUCCAACAGCCUUGAGAAGAAUGAGCAACGUGUUCAGGCCCUCAACAACCUCAACCAGCAGAACCUGAGAAUCUUGAGCAACCCUAGUCCACCAAUCCCAUCCAAACCACCCGGGGGCUUUGGUAAACCACCCACAAUGCUGAAUGGCUCAGGCGUACGGAUGAGGAACGGUAUUCGUCAGGCAGCGGUGCGACCACAAUCUGUCUUUGUUUCUCCACCACAGCCUUUGAAGGACACCAACAUCCAUACUGGAUCUUUGAGAAGAAAUGAAUCGCUGGGCGCAGGUGACCACUUGAAGUCCGGAGGUGGUGUUCGACGAAACUCGUCCUUCACUGCUGUUCGGCCGCAGCCGGCGACCGAUGUGCGGGUGAGGGCUGGGACCACCAUUACAGCACCUGUUGGAAGUCAAAGCCCCUUGAUUGCCCAGAGAAAUGGAAUUCCAGUCUCUACAGUAAGACCCAAGCCCAUUGAGAAGACACACCUCAUUCACAACAAUCUUCGAGAGGUUUACGUUUCCAUUGCUGAUUACCGUGGGGACGAAGAGACCAUGGGUUUCUCAGAGGGCACUAGUCUUGAAGUUUUAGAAAAGAAUCCAAAUGGAUGGUGGUACUGCCAGGUUGUAGAUGGCUUACAUGGACGUAAAGGCUGGGUACCAUCUAACUACCUGGAGAGGAAAAAAUAAUUCUUCAAAAAUGUUGUAAACAUGCACAAUUGUAAUCAAAAUGUAUGAAGAAGAACUGUCUGGAGGACUGUGCUUUUGAUUUUAAAUGAGAGGGACAGAGCCUUUCAGGGGUUUACAUUUAAAACUAAAGUAAUGCAGGUGAAUGUCUAGCAAAAUACCUGCCAUAAUUUUAUGCCAAAUGGGUGCCUUCGUCCAUCAUUCACUGAAUGUUAAGAGGAAUCAGUAAAAACCAGUAAACCAACAUAAAUACCAAACGUCUUGGUGCCAUAGGCCUACGAGUGCAGAAAUCACCAAACUUAUUUUUGUUACAAUGUUAAAAAGAUAAUUUCUGCAUAGGAGUGUAAGAAUACGUGCAAAUCUAAUAUUUAGCACUCAAAACCCAGAAACAGAAUGUCAACAAAUAUCUGAACAGAAAUAUCAACAAAAUCAAAUGUUAUCUGCAAUUGAGUGCACUCAAUUGAGUGAAACCAAGCAUAACUUUUGUCAUUUUUUAAAAACUUGUUUUUUUGUUUUUUAGAAAUUGUUUUGUCUGAUGUUUUAUAUUUUCCUUAGAGAUGUAUUUCUGCUUUCUUGUAACAUCCUAACAAAACCAAACAAUUUCAGGACACCAUUAUUUACGUCUCUUUGUCUUCCCCGUUCUUUAAAUCGUCGGCAGUCCCAAAUUAAAUAGAACAUGUUAAAGGAAAACAGUCUGUGAAAGCAACAUGCGGUUAUGCAUAGACCACCUCAUUCCCCACCUCAUUACUGGGUUUACACCCAAGUUUAGUUUACAAAGUAAAUCUGGUCCUACUGUUUCUGGUCAUUUUCAGGGUAGACGGCUUCAGAGGACAGGACUUUAGACUUUGCUGCUCUGUGUGUGCUAUAUUGGCUGUGUUUGCAGCGAUAAUUCAUUAAUCAGGACUGGAAAAUAUUACGUUUUGUUCAGCAUUUAAUCCCAGGGAAGUAGUUAUAUAACAUUGAGCCCAAAAUGUGAUCACACCAAAGAAGAAAACCGACACGUUUGCUAGUUUGUUUUAGAAUUAGUAUUUAUUUUAUGGGUACAAAGAAAUACAGUGUAUUCAGCAAAACCUAAACGAGGUUUCAAAACUGAGAUCAAAGUAUAUUUAAUUGUUUUAUCUGGAAGCACUUGAUUUUCUAACCCAAAGAAAAGCACAUUAUUAUGCAAGGUUAAUUCAUACAUUACGAUAUUGCUGGGCAGUAUUGAAUUUGAAAUUUAAAGUUAACACAAUAAGCAGUGUAAAAGCAAAGAGUUUACUUUUAUCAUUUAAAGAAUAGUAUUUCUUGCUAUCUUAGUCCAUAGUCCAAACUUUGAUUUGUCUUCAUUAUAAAUUUCAGAGAGUGGAUUACGUCCCCCUUCAAUUGCGAUUGAUUCAAUCAAAUAAUGUUCAUUGAAAACUGUACCAAACAUCUGAUGUUCAAGACUGCUGAAAUAUUUUUCUAAUGAAAAGUGUGAGCUCUUAAAUGGGUUUAACACUACCUUUAUGUUAUUUAGUUUUCUGCUGGACAGUAUUAUAGUGUUAAACAGUUUAAACAUUAAUUACCUGCUAGAUUGCAGUUAUAUUCUAUUAAGCAGAUUUUGUCAAUUAUGUCUUGUUUUUUUGUUGUUGUGUGAUCACACAUGGACAAUAAUGAUGAUUGAGGUGGGUCAGUUGUUGUAAAUCAAUGUAUUUAAGCUUUUAAAAGCAAGAAUCCAUUGGUUUAAAAAUGCAGUGUGCUUCAUCAGCAUAUAAUUUAUUUAACUAAAUUUGUUCUUUUUACAUUUUUAUAUAUUUAAAAAAUACUUUUUUUUAGUACUUUUGUCUUGCAAAUAUGACACAUGUUAUAUAGUUAUAGGAGGCUUUCUCUAAAAAACUUUUUUAAAAACUUUUGGUAACACAAAUUGGCUACUGCUAUAUUCCAAGCUUUUUUUCUACGAAGCUAUAAUUUUUGCCUCUGAUUUGGGCCAACAUUAAUUGCAGUAGAUGUAUCUGGAAAUCGCGAAUUAAUUUUUAAUAAAUUCAGCUGAACAUUUUGUUUUUCCAAAUUAUUUUUAUCGAGAAUUUGUUUUUCCCCCAGGUUGAAUGCUGCACCUUUAGCAACUGGACUCUUCCUUUCUCGUUAUUGAGCCACAUAUAAUGCCUGAUUUAAAAAAAAAAAAAAAUUAUUUUUAUAAUUUCAUGUUAUUUUAAUUUCAUCACUCCCACAAAUGAAACCAAUUAUAAACCAAGUAAAAUACAGCAUUACAAAUUGGAAAGAGCACAAGUUAUACCCACAAGGCUACAUAACAGAAUCAUGUUGCUAUCUGUAAACAAUUGAAUUAAUACAUUUUAUAAUUACGAAUAUAGGUUUUGGUGGAAAACAGCAUGGCUCUUUUGUGAAUUUCAUAUAAUUGUGAUGGGACCAAAUUUGAUGGCAAAAUAUCGGAGUGUUUAUUAGAAUGGAUUAUCAUUUAAAAAAUAACUGCAAUAAUGGGAUUUUAAAGUUCUAAUUCGGAUAAUUUUUUAAAAAAACUUUGUAACUUUUCAAUUUAAAUAUGAAAAAUGAGCCAUUGCACUCUCGCUCUCUUUUUGACGAAGGCAUUAUAGAAAUGUGUCGACUCACUACAGCACAGCGCUUGUGAUGGAUGUUGCAAAGCUCAAUUAACGCAAUGCUUUUUAUCUUCAUUCGUGCUUAAUUUAGAAGAAAACAAGUGUCAAACUAGUUAUUUUUUCAUAUUACUUCUGUAUCUGGUAGCUUUGUUCUAUGUCUUCUUUAUUUAUUUAAUUUUAAUGCUUUUUUUUUUUAUUUUUUUUUAGGAACAAUAUUGUGUUUUACUUUUAUUUUAAUUUUUUCACCUGUUCACUUUUGACAUUACUCAGAUGGAAUGAGGAAAUGUGCAAUACAAAAACAUGCAUCUCACCAAGUAAGAAUUAAGUAUUGAAAAUACUGUUUUUUACAUAUUCAUUCAAAACCCUUCAAAUCUAUUCAGUAUUGCCUGGCUUGUUUUGUCCCAUAGGUAUUUUGUAUCCUCUUCAAAUUGAGCAUAUCAUUUCGCCCAGUGUAUUUUAAAAUGUUAUGCUGAAUGUUAAAACCCUCCAAUUAAUGGACACCUACAGUUUACCGCCCAACCUUGAAUUUAAAGUGAUUUCUACAUGCGUUCUUAAGCUUUUUACCCACUAAACCGAAUCACCGUGGAAAUAAUGAGGAAGCAUGGGCAUACUGUAUCUGAUCAGUCAGUUCAGCUUGUCAAAUCACAGUCACGUUUUUUGAGAUGGUGGGCUUAAACCACCAGCAGCAGCAGCAGCAGCAGCUAUGUAUUAGCUCUCCACCACACACUGCCAAAUGCUCGACAUGUCUCUCUUACAUCCACCCCUACAUGCCACAGUUACCAUGGCAAACACAACUUCUCUAUCCUAAAUCCCAUUCGUCAACAGCAAGGACUUACAGCAUAAUGUAUCUUUGCCAGUUUUCCUUUACUUUGCGUAUAGCCUACUAACAAAGUUGUUUUUAAAGGUGCACUCAGUAAUUUUUUUCCUCAUUUAAAAAUGUGUACUUCUAAGGAAAUUAAUAGUAAUUUUGAAACAUAUGUAUAAAAUCAUGACCACUCAUGUGAGAUGAAGACUCCAGUCAUGUCAGUAACCUUAUAAAAGCGCUUUUAUUCUACAUUGAGCAGAGGCGCCUCAUGGGGGCUGCCAUUUUAGCAUCACAUGACCAGCUGAAUACUACUCGUUUAAUCUCAGUAACUGCUCUGUUAUUUGACACUUUCACUCAUUGAUUAAAUUAAUCCUUGUUUACUGAGCAUAGUGAAUUUCUACAAUGGCAUCUGUUACUGAAAACUAUUAAAUGAUGCUCCAUCCAGACCACUAGAUGUCAGUGUAAGCCAUACUUUGACAUACUAAAAUUACUGAGUGCACCUUUAACUGUAAGAGAUCCAGGUUUAAAUCUAUCACAUCUAAAAAUAAGAUGAACUGCAUAUGUCAUAUGUCAUUAUGUAUCCUAACUAGAGUGUAUUACAAUUACAAAACUCUUCCAGUCUGAACUCAUUCAUAUUUUAACUCACUUGUAUGCCUUUUGAAAGUCAGAUUUCUGUGUACAUUGCGAAAGCCUCUGAGUGCAUUCAGAUGAACGCAAGUAGCGAGAAUGUUUCAAUGUAAGAGGAGAGAAUUUGACACUGGUUGAAAAUGAGGGGAUUUUCAAGAGAUUCCAUUUAUUUGAGAUGAGAUGUCUUUUGCUUUCCCUGUUUAAAAAGGCUUCAAUAGACAGUUGCCGUCUUUUCUUUUUCUCGGUUUUAAUUUUAAAGAAAUGUUCUAAGAUCUUACUUUUUUAUACAGAUCAAGAAUUAGAAUAGAACAUUGUUAUUGUAAGAAGAAAAGGAUCGUGAGUGAAUUUGUGUGCUUGUGUGGCGUAUUCUGAGGUGGUUUGUGUAAGGGAUUUUUUUUAAAUGGUGGCGAGAGAAGGUGAAUAGACGGAAUGUUUGUUUUGAUGCUUGGUUAGAAACGGAAACAAGCCAGUUAAGGUCAGUUACUGUAUGAUUAAAUGACUUAUGAAGACUUAUUUGCUUUGAAAAGAUUGGACAAGUGUCCUAGAAAAAAGAAAGGCCUUUGUUGUAAUUAGCAGCAAGCCAUUAUGAUGUCACAAUUGCAUUGUAGGGUCAUAAUAGCACUGGUGAGUCACAGUGUUCUCUAUAUCUUUGGAGUUAUUUCUGUUGGAAUACUGUCUGCCACUUAAUUCGAGCAAGCAGUCUGACCUUCAAAGGUCUUAGUGCUUCGGUAAACACAUGCUGAGGUUCAGAGACUCGCGAACAGCUAUGUUCCACCCCACGCUGCUGCAAACCUCUUAACAACAAUUUAAAAGCUGCUAACAGAAUCUGAGAGAGAAUAGGAUUCCUCGUCUCCAGCACACCCACUGCGCCAUCAGGAGUUGAGGCAGUCUGUGAAAUCACAUUACGCGAGCACUCGGUUAAUUACAGAGGCUUGGGACAAGCGCAGUGGAUACAAAUGUCACACUGAUUGUGGAUGUCGAGCUGCCAGGGGGUUUGGAUCAGAUGCAGAGAUAGAUUGAUCGCGUCUCUAAUGGCUCACAGCGUGUCGAGAUGUAUUAACAUCAUAAAGAAGAAUUAUUUGCGCUUCCUGUGUCUGCGAAUGGCUUCAUUUACUGAGGCGUCUAUAUGAUGCUGAAUUGUUGCGUUGGGGUUUAAUGAAAGUUGUGAGAAUGAACAUGAUUGAUUGAGGCAUGUUGUUUAGUUGAAUGCUUGAAUUUUAACAAAGUCUGAUAAACCGUAUCUAGGGUAGACAGUAGACGGUUUGAUGCAAAUGAUAACAAGACUGUGAGAGAUAGACAACUGUGCACUUACACUAUACACUAUGCAUCUAGUGUAUGAAUUUUCGAAGUGUAGUACUGUCCCAAAUGCAACACUUACGUUUUUUUACUAAACUGUUUUUUACCUGGAUGUGUGCUAGAGUAGGCCUAUUUUAGGUGUGGAUUAGAGUUGAGAAAGUCAUAUGUUUGUGGCACUAAGUGCUUAGCGAGAGUUUCAGUAUGUUUUAUUUUUUUAUUUUUGUGUUAAUUAGCAUUUUUGAGUAGGACACAGAUACAUAAGUGUUUGGUAUGAGGCAGUAGGCCAUGUUUUUGUUAUCACUUUGAUGAGAACGAGUGUGGAAAGGUAACAUGCUGCAGAUAUCUGAUUUCUUGCUGUUUUCUGUCGCUGUCUUUGCGUGGCUGUCUGCUCUAAUUACCAUUUCUCUGUUCUUAAUUAACAGUCAGGGAAAUAACAGCACAUGGGGCCAGUAACAUCUCACUUAAAGGCAAUCAACCGCUGAGUGUUUUGAUAAGUGCCACCUCUAUGUAAGAUAAAUUUAUUGAGGUUUGCGUAUAUCACGCUCUCCUCCUAUGUAUUGCCCCAUGUCUGUUUGAUAAAAUGGUCUCCCCAUCUUUAAGAUAACAAAUCCUUGAAUAUUCCCUCAAAACAGACUGUCUUUGUAAUCAAAGUCAUUCUUCAGCCAGUCUCAAAUUCUCAAACAGGAAAAGACAAUGCAGAUGGCAGUCAAACUAAAUGGCACAGAUCAUUUGACAUUGGGAAUGUUUGGUUGCAUAUUUGAAUACAUAGGAAUACAUUAAAACGUGUGCCCUUGAAACAUUGAGAAAAAGCCUUGCAUUGAUAUUGUUCAGCACUCAGCCAAAUCUACAUUUUGUUAGCAUUCAUUUUAAAGAUGUGUUCUACAGCUUCAGCUUUUAAUUUUCAGCAUUUUUGUUUUGUGAUUUUUACUUUUUUUGUUUUUGUACCUUUUUAUGUUUGCAAUGUAUCUUGCAUUGUCCUAAAGGAAAACACAAUAAAAUGUAUCCUUGUUCUUA
Myxocyprinus asiaticus (Chinese sucker) is the source of this 10271-nucleotide messenger RNA. It is a transcript of the gene sh3pxd2aa, whose product is annotated as SH3 and PX domains 2Aa. The record is from RefSeq and is a predicted model, not a curated record. NCBI's taxonomy places the organism in Eukaryota, Metazoa, Chordata, Actinopteri, Cypriniformes, Catostomidae. Gene Ontology annotation, molecular function: superoxide-generating NADPH oxidase activator activity; phosphatidylinositol binding; protein binding. The coding region runs from base 540 to 3962 and encodes 1140 amino acids. The transcript has 16 exons. Gene Ontology annotation, biological process: superoxide anion generation. Gene Ontology annotation, cellular component: cytoplasm.